Messenger RNA from Fusarium keratoplasticum, 1023 nucleotides. Its product is annotated as TRNA wybutosine-synthesizing protein 4. The transcript has a single exon. Gene Ontology annotation, molecular function: 2-oxoglutarate-dependent dioxygenase activity. The coding region runs from base 1 to 1023 and encodes 340 amino acids. The record is from RefSeq and is a predicted model, not a curated record. Lineage: Eukaryota; Fungi; Ascomycota; Sordariomycetes; Hypocreales; Nectriaceae.
AUGGGAAGUCUCCUCAUCAACUCAUCAUGGAUCCGCCAUCUGUCUAAGACGGCCACUUUUUGCUGUCGCCGACUAUCAACACAAGUCACUCGACCAAUCGCCUUGACGCCCUCGACUUCGGAACUUUUUAAUAUCGACAAAUUCCGUGAACAGGCCUUUAACCCUCAGAAACCAUUCUUCUUUGGUCGAAAUGACGGCUCUCCCACAGCACUGCUACCCGCAGCGAGCAAGUGGUUUGAGAAGCAUAUAGUCGACUUGGAUGUGAAUUCGACGAAAUUCUCACCAUACAUGGACCAGUUCCAGGAAUGGGGGUUUCCUUAUGAGCUCGUCACACCAUCAGCUUCCAACAAGGAAGCCCUGCUAUCGUUUCGCAAUUGGCUCUCCUCAAGUGAGGAGCCAGUCGACCAACUCCUCGCCAGCAUCCUCGAGCCAUCCAUCGAGGAGCUAGAGUCCGGGUCAUUUUCCCAACUCCUUGCGCCUCUAAGGCUUCUUUUCAAAGCCCUCGAGUUCAACCAAGCUCAGCCAGAACCCGUCAGCCUCUACAUUGCCCAGUCCUCUCUCACGGAUCUUCCCGAAGCUCUUCAGAAGGAUCUUCCAGCUCCAGAUGUAGUCCAAAGUGCUGGCAAGGGCGACGUCUACAGCUCCAGCAUCUGGCUCGGCACGGAGCCAACGUACACGCCCCUGCAUCGCGACCCCAACCCUAACGUCUUUUGUCAGCUGUGUAGCAGCAAGGUCAUCCGUCUCAUGGCCCCGGCGUUAGGCGAUAGGCUCUACUUCCAGGUGCAGUCUCGGAUCCGACAACAGGGCAACAGCCGUAUAAGAACUGUUGAGAUGAUGGAGGGAAAGGAACGGGAAGCGCUGUAUGAGGCUGUCUGGGAACAUGAUCCCUUGCCAGAAGGGUUGUACGAGGCCGAGUUGGGGCCCGGGGAUGCCUUGUUCAUCCCAAAUGGCUGGUGGCAUUCUGUCAAGAGCAAAGGGUCAAAGGGGCAUUUGAACGGGUCCGUCAACUGGUGGUUUCGAUGA